UUCGUGCGAAAGUUGAAACCAAUAAGCGAUGAUGGGGUUUUACCUGGAUGAGGAAGAGGUCUGGAAGUGUCCCAGGCAUCCAUCGAAACGACGCCGUACAGGAAUUUGCUCUCUGCCCUGACUGCGCCCACGUCCGGCCUUGUUCCUGCUCCGCCGCCGCUACCUCCUCCUCUCCCUCCUUCUCCGCCUCUGCUUCCGUUUCUCGAUCCUCCCUCGCAGGUGACGUCGCCGGAAGACUGAAAAGAUCACGGUCCGUUGCGAUUCCGUUUCUCCGUUCGAGGUCGAGGUUCCCCGCGGGCGACGGAGAGUUGGAUUGUGACGGCGCCACGGUGAAAGAUGUUCCCAGUCUGACCAGAAGCAGGUCAACGAGGUGGUUUUGGUCGAUGUUCAAGCCACCGAAGAGCAAUCGGAAUGGAGUGCCAGAGCAGAAUUGUCAGAGUGUCGUGGGGGAAGAUGAUGAGAAGAGUGUGGACGGAAAAAUGGCAACACUGAUGAAGUCGAGGUCGGUGGCAGUUUCCGGCGGCGUUGGAGAAAUCAGAGGAGCGAGGAAGAGAAGGGGAUGGAACUUUCCGAGUCCAAUGAAGGCUUUCAGGCAAUCCAAUUGGAGCUCCAAAAUCCUUCAGGAAGCUGUGGCUUGUGCAUAGAGGCGAAAAUCUGUAGAUAAAAAUAAAAUGCUUGUUAAAGUGAUUUCAA
Prosopis cineraria is the source of this 693-nucleotide messenger RNA. RefSeq lists its product as uncharacterized. Lineage: Eukaryota; Viridiplantae; Streptophyta; Magnoliopsida; Fabales; Fabaceae. The record is from RefSeq and is a predicted model, not a curated record. Bases 48 to 644 code for a protein of 198 amino acids. The transcript has a single exon.